This is a messenger RNA of Etheostoma cragini (Arkansas darter), 421 nucleotides long. RefSeq names its product semaphorin-6D-like. Gene Ontology annotation, molecular function: semaphorin receptor binding; chemorepellent activity. The annotation marks the transcript as partial. Gene Ontology annotation, biological process: negative chemotaxis; positive regulation of cell migration; negative regulation of axon extension involved in axon guidance. Lineage: Eukaryota; Metazoa; Chordata; Actinopteri; Perciformes; Percidae. The transcript has 3 exons. The record is from RefSeq and is a predicted model, not a curated record.
UUCAGGCUCGUCUGAACUGUUCGGUUCCCGGAGAUUCGUUCUUCUACUUCGACGUCCUUCAGUCUCUGACCAACGUGCUGCAGAUCAACCAGAGACCGGCAGUGGUCGGCGUCUUCACCACGCAGGCCAACAGCAUCCCCGGCUCGGCCGUCUGUGCAUUCUACAUGGACGACAUCGAGAAGGUUUUCAACGGGAGGUUCAAGGAGCAGCGGACGGGCGACUCGUCCUGGACGCCGGUCCCCGACGAGCUGGUUCCCCGACCGCGGCCAGGCACGUGUGCGGGUGACGGUGCGGCGGCCGACGUCAGGUCGUCGGUUCAAUUCCCCGACGAGACGCUGACGUUCAUCAAGUCGUUUCCUCUGAUGGACGAAGCCGUUCCCUCGGUCAACAACAGACCCUGCUACACCCGGACCGCCAGCAG